AUGUCUGAAUAUCUUAUGCAUUUGCAUUUUCUCUUGCUACUCUUUCUCUGUUGUGUCUCCCCUUCAAGCUUAUUCCUUGUUGAUGAUCUUGUUGCUUGUCUUCCCGACCAGAUUCAAGCACUUACGCAGUUCAAGAACGAGUUUGAUACUCGCCGUUGCAAACGUAGUGACUCCUAUAUUGGACGAGUCAUCUGCGAUUACUCCACCGGUGCUAUCACGACUCUAAUCAUCAGGGCCUGUCUCAGUGGAACUUUGAUGCCCAACAGUAGCCUCUUCAAGUUGCAUCAUCUCCGUUACCUUAAUCUCUCUGGAAACAACUUCAUCUCCUCUUCACUUCCUUCUGAACUUGGCAAUCUCAACAGGUUAGAGGUCUUGUCUCUUUCCUCAAAUGGCUUCAUCGGCCAAGUUCCUUCCUCGUUUAGUAACCUAAGCCAACUAAACUACUUAGACCUUUCCCAUAACAAGCUGACUGGUAGUUUCCCAUUUUUGAGGAAUCAAAAACUGCUCACGGUUUUACACCUUUCCGAUAAUCACUUCUCUGGAAUUUUGAAUCCCAACAGUAGCCUCUUCCAGUUCCAUCAUCUUCAAUACCUUAGUCUCGAGGGAAACAAAUUCAUCUCUUCUUCACUUCCUUAUGAAUUUGGAAAUCUAAACAAGUUAGAGGUCUUGUCUCUUUCCUCAAAUGGCUUCCUAGGCCAAGUUCCUUCCUCAUUUAGUAACCUAAGCAAACUAACCUACUUAGGUCUUUCCAAGAACGAGCUCACUGGUAGUUUCCCAUUUUUGCGGAAUCUAAGCCUGCUCACAAGUUUAGACAUUUCGGAUAAUCACUUCUCUGGAAUUUUGAAUCCCAACAGUAGCCUUUUUGAGUUGCACCAGCUUCAAUACCUUAAUCUCUCAGACAACAACUUCAUACCCUCUUCCCUUUGGAAAUCUAAACAGGUUAAAUGUCUUGUCUUUUCCUCAAAUGGCUUCCUCGGCCAAGUUCCUUCCUCAUUUAGUAACCUAAGCCAACUAACCUAUUUAGAGCUAUCCAAUAACAAGCUCACUGGUAGUUUUCCUCUUUUGCGAAAUCUAAGCAUGCUUGAAAGUCUAGACCUUAGCCAAAAUCACUUUUCUGGAGUUCUGAAUUCCAACAGUAGCCUCUUUGAGUUGCACCAGCUCCGUUACCUUGAUCUCGCUUUCAACAGCUUCAGCUCCUCACUCCCUUCUGAAUUUGGAAAUCUAAACAAAUUAGAGACUUUAUCUCUUGACUCCAAUGGCUUCUUCGGUCAAGUUCCUCCCACAAUUAGUAACCUUACCCAGUUAACCGGGUUAUACCUUUCGGAUAACCGAUUCACUGUCUCGAGACCCUGCACCUUGGGUAACCAUUUUGAAGGAAAAAUCCUAGAGCCUAUCUCAAAGCUCACCAACCUCAAGCAACUCGACCUUUCAUAUAUAAACACAAGCUACCCAAUUGACCUUAACCUCUUCUCCUCCUUCAAAUCUUUGUUUCACCUCGAUAUUUCUGGUCACAAUAUAUCUCCGGCCAGUUUAAGUUCAGAUUCAUACAUCCCAUUGGCCUUGGAAGUGUUGUUCUUAAUGCACUGUGACAUCAAAGAGUUCCCAGACUUCUUAAAGACCCUUCAGAAUUUGGAGGUAUUAAACAUGUUGGGCAAUGGAAUGAAUGGGAAAAUCCUGAGUGGUUAUGGAGUCUUCCUCGUCUGA
Molecule: messenger RNA, 1704 nt
Organism: Microthlaspi erraticum
Lineage: Eukaryota; Viridiplantae; Streptophyta; Magnoliopsida; Brassicales; Brassicaceae
Source: the annotation of a GenBank genome assembly